AUGGCUACGAUUCCCACUGUCGACGUCGAUUCUACUUUAUCACAGAGUCCCAAGGUGGCACUUACGAGUGGAGAGACCACUGAUCAAAGCGAUGUGAACCAAAAGCAGUCUCCGAAUGUUCGCACCAACUUCAUGCCCCAUCAAAUGCUCAUGCAGACGGCGUUAACGGUGGAGUAUGGCAAGGACCCUACCAUCACCCCUAUCAUCAUUCAUGAGGAGAUUUUACGUUGCCAUAGCAUCCUGUUCAGCCAAUGCUGCGAGAAAGCCAAAGCCAUGCGGGAUAAAUAUGCAGAAUGCCGAGCGCUGCUGCAAGCGCUGGGGGCCUAUCUCUUCCCCGAGGUCACAGUCCAGCGAUUCGAGAAAGAGCGCCUUGAGCUGAAGGCCAUCCCGUUGCUCAUGGAACUGUCGACAAAUUAUCCGCUCAAGUCAUACCAGCGUUUGAUCAAAGAAACCGUUGAUGAGGCUGUGGAUGAAGAAGUUCACAAUAAAAACGUCAAGCCUGUAUCAUUCGCUACCGGACCCGGGGGUGUGAGGAAGAAAGAGUCUAGGGAUAUGACGCGCGCUGCGAGCCUUGAUGCACGCUUAGGAUUUCUCAAAUCACGAGGUGUACGAGAGGUGGCGGAGCAGCUCUACGCCAAACUCCACCAAAUAGAAAAACAGGAGAGGUUCAAAGCCCAGACGAAUUCUUUGACAGCUUUAGCACAGAACCGUCUUCUGCUGCCAGAUACGGAUGAUGUUACCGUCCAACUGCUAGUGCAAUGGAUCUAUCGCGGCACACUUGAUGGACACGAUGCAAAUCAGACAUACGCAUUGAUGAACCUGGCAAAAAGACUUGGGGUAGAAGUGCUCAGCGAGUUGUGCCUGGGCAUCCUUGUCAAUCGUCUAAAGGACACUUUGCAGGCGGCUCGUGUGGCAGGUUUUCCAUUCGCCCAUCUGCUAGGGUAUGGUUCUGGCCCCGCCAAUCAAUUGCUCGACAUUGUUUUCAAUAAGGUAUUCCUCGAAAACGACCCCCCAAAGAGACUCAAGGAGUUAGUCAUCAAUGCCAUCGCAGAUGACCUGAACAUGGAGCUUUGGAACCACCUUAAAAGCACUUUGAGCCACGAACUUGCUUUACAACUUAUCGAAGCCAUGAUACUUCGGGGCCGAAUCAAAGACGAACAGCCGGGUGAAGUACCCAUGAAUUUGGAAGAAUGUGAUAUUACAGGAGAAUGA
This is a messenger RNA of Plenodomus lingam JN3, 1212 nucleotides long. RefSeq lists its product as uncharacterized. The record is from RefSeq and is a predicted model, not a curated record. Lineage: Eukaryota; Fungi; Ascomycota; Dothideomycetes; Pleosporales; Leptosphaeriaceae.